AUGACUGCUGCUGAGAAGGAUGCAUUGGUCAUGCUCCUGUUGGAUCCUGGCACGGUUGCAGUCCCCAGAUCGCCGUUGAGCUACGCGGACGAACUUUUGGCUCCAAAGUCGCCGAAUGGGGCCAACAGCAAACAAGUAAUUAAAGGCGGCAGAAUUACCCACACUUGGGUCGAUGACCACUAUCCCCACGUCCAAGAAGGCUCGCCGCAGUGGAACAUGCUGUUGCAAGCGAUUUGCAACUCCACCACGCCACGCGUGGCUUGUGCCACUGGACUCACCUCCCAUGACCGCAUGUACCCCGCGCCUAUGGGUGUCGCUGCCGCCGUCCUCGUCGUAGCUUUGAUCGCGUGUGUCGGACUGCGCCGGCAUCCGAUUUUGGGACGAUUUUACCCCACAAAUGUGGUGGUCGUGGCCAGCUUGGGGCUUCUGGCCGUGGUAGUCUAUCAAGGCAUUGUCGUUGAUGUUUCUCUGUGA
Aphanomyces astaci is the source of this 474-nucleotide messenger RNA. RefSeq lists its product as hypothetical. The transcript has 2 exons. NCBI's taxonomy places the organism in Eukaryota, Oomycota, Saprolegniomycetes, Saprolegniales, Verrucalvaceae. Bases 1 to 474 code for a protein of 157 amino acids. The record is from RefSeq and is a predicted model, not a curated record.